AUGAAAGCUAAUUACAUCUUAAUAAAGUUAUUGAUAACAUUACAAAUUUAUUCAGUUUAUGCACAACAGAAUCAUCCGUUAGCACAAUUAUGGAACAUAAGUGAUGCGGAUGUACCCGAAUGGUUGGAGUCUGAGAGACAUUUGAUUGGGAUUGAUGAUAUCUUAAGACCAAUUCUAGAAGAUGAUUAUUUUAUUUCAAGCUUUGGUGGAACUUAUAUAGAUAUAUUUGUAGAGCUAAUAUAUGUCAAUACAGUGGACUUUUCUAAAGUCGAUGAAUUAUUAGCCUUGCCUCAAAUAAAACCACAUAAGAAUUUUAUAUAUUUUAGAGAAGCAAACAAUUCCAUGAGUCAAUUGAAACACAAUUUCGGCAAAAUAUCUUUUUUAGCUAGAAUAAAUGAUGCGCAAAAACUUUAUAUUCUCACUGAUAUGGAAUAUAAUAAUAUUGUUUUAUAUUUUUUCGAUAGGCAUAUUGAUAAUUCAGAGUUUUUGAAUGCUGUUGAACGCUUUAAUCCGAUUAUACUCUAUUUUGAUGAACCACAAACUAUAAUAAGACCACGAAGUGGUGGUAAUUCAG
Racocetra persica is the source of this 574-nucleotide messenger RNA. The record is from the annotation of a GenBank genome assembly. Lineage: Eukaryota; Fungi; Glomeromycota; Glomeromycetes; Diversisporales; Gigasporaceae.